AGCCGCCAUGACGAUGGAGCUGACAUUCCUGGGUACUGGCUCGGCGUAUCCGUCCCCCAGCCGCGGGGCCUCGGCCGUGGCGCUGCGCUACGAGGGCGAGUGCUGGCUUUUCGACUGUGGAGAGGGAACUCAGACCCAGUUCAUGCGGAGCCAACUGAAAGCAGGCAAAAUUUCAAAGAUUUUUAUUACUCAUCUCCACGGUGACCAUCUAUUUGGGUUACCUGGUCUCUUGUGCACUGUGAGUCUCCAAAGUAGUUCUCUCUCAAACAAACAGCCCAUAGAGAUUUAUGGACCUAUUGGAUUAAGGAAAUUUUUGAGGACAAGCAUGGAACUUUCUCACUCACAGUUGGUCUUUCCAUAUGUAGUCCAUGAACUGGUUCCAACAGAAGAUCAAUGUUUCCCUGAGGAAUGGAGGGAGCCCUCUGCACUGAAAACAGAUGAUCAGCUUCAUCCUCAAGAAUUGCAAGGCAAAACAAUUUAUCUUAAUCCUCAGGAAGACUGCUACAAUCUUGUCACUCAUGAGCAGUUCAUCGUAAAGGCUUUCAGGCUUUUUCAUCGUAUACCAUCUUUUGGCUUUGUAAUUGAGGAACGAAAACGACCAGGAAGACUUCAGACACAAAAACUGAAAGAGAUGGGUGUUCAUCCUGGACCUUUGUAUGGGAAACUAAAAAAUGGACAAACCAUCACUCUAGACAAUGGAGUUACAGUUUUUCCAAUGGAUGUACUGGAAGCUCCUCUUCCAGGUCGGAAAAUAUGUAUUUUGGGGGAUUGCUCACGUAUUGUGGGUGACAUGAGUAAGAACCUUUGCCUUGAUGCAGACGUGCUGGUACAUGAGGCCACACUAGAUGACAGUCAGUCAGACAAAGCUGAGGAGCAUGGACACUGCACUCCAAAGACUGCUGCAGAGUUUGCAAAAUCAUGUAAAGUUAAACGGCUGGUUCUUACUCAUUUCAGUCAAAGGUACAAGCCUACAGCCCUUACUAAUGCUGGUGAUGAUGAUGUAAUGGAACUGAAGACACAGGCGAAGCUGGUUUUGGAAGAUCAGGAAGUGACACUGGCUGAAGACUUUAUGGUUAUUGAAAUCCCUCUGAACAAGACUAAACAGGAAAUAAGCUCUGCACAUUAACAGUAUUUCAGAAGGGAACAUUCGUCUAGAUCAAGGAAUAACAAGUUAAAUUUUACAGCAAGACUAAACUGCAAAUGUAGGUUUUAUAAAUUUACAUUGGAAGCAUAAUUUAUCACUGGAGUAAUCAUCAGUUUUUAAUCUCUAUCUUUAAUUAAGUUGACUGGAGACAGCAAUAAUGCUGUCAUUUUUUUUCUUGGUUUCCGUGGUUUGAAUGUUGUAUGCUUAGAAUCUGUAUGUUGUACUUACUCCUGACUUUCACUGUGCACUGUGCCUUGUUUAAGGUUAGCUCAUUCUGUGUAUGAAAUUUGGGGUAACUGAUUUAUUGAUUUUGUUUUUUCAAACAAGCCCCCUGUAUGAUGAGAUGAAUUCAAGCAAUUGCUAUGGAAGUAAAAGGGUAAGGGUUGGAAUUUUGAGCACACUUGUUGGCUGCACAGUGAAAUGUAUUUCACACUUUUCAAUUUGGAAAUAUCUAGCCACAGAAGACAAGUAAUUUGAAAUCUAACAAUUGAACAUAAUUGUUUUUCUAUUGUUCUUGAGUGGAUGUCUAUGAAACCUAUCACAGUUCUCGAAGUUUAUCCAUUGAAUAAUUGAAACAUGCAAACAGAUAACAUCUGAUGUUCUGUCCUACUUUUAUCCUGAAUUGUAUGUCCGUAGUGGGACAAUGUUGGGAUGUUUUCAAUGGAUCAGUUUUUGCAGAGGGAACUUUGUGUGUUAUUCCUGUCUAACCCACAACCAGUAACCCAGUAGUAGGUCCCAAUUGUGAAUACUAGGUGAGUACCGAGUUGUUCAAUAUUAAUUACCAAACAGUUUCUGUUACUCCAUUCUCUUGGAAGAAGUCCUUAAAAAAGAAAAUCUUCGAUUAAUAACAUUCAAAUACCAGCUUGUGUAAUGUGAGCAAACUGAACAAUAGUAACAAUUUCUUGAAGCCUAGACUGUGUUCCAGAUGCAGUACUGGUCUUCUGAUAGCUUGCUUAAAUGACUAUUCUUAAUCUAAAUCUGGAAAAUGAAUCUUAUCCCCGACGCUUAUAAAUAUACCCUGUACUAUCUUUAUUAAUAAAGUUAUUCAUAUAUCCUAGAAAAAGCAGCUUUUGCUGAAUGUUUUAUAUAACCUCAUGGAUAAUGCCAAACCAAACUUGCGCAGUGGAGUAUGACCAGCAACACUGAAAUUGAUGAAGAGGUUGAGUAGGGCUAGCAGAUAAUUCGGGACAAAAUCACACAUUGCUGUGGAGAGAAAGUAGAGCUAACGUUUUGGAUCCAGAUAAUUUGGUGUGCAGCUUCAGUUCAUCCUGCUGGUUGAAGAAUGGGUGUUGUCUAUUCUGACUUGGCCUCAGGAUUGUUAAUAAUGAAUAAAUUUAGCUUGUGUGGAAUGUUUCAUUUUGUUCCAUUCACUCCUCCCAAAACACAAAUCCAAAGUGUAAUUUCAAUUUUGCAUUGAUGUCAUAAUUUGAACAGUUACUACACCACUGAGAUGGUGGUUGAUUUGAGCCAAUAGCAUCUCUGAGUUGCCAUUUCAAUUUUA
Molecule: messenger RNA, 2645 nt
Organism: Hemiscyllium ocellatum (epaulette shark)
Lineage: Eukaryota; Metazoa; Chordata; Chondrichthyes; Orectolobiformes; Hemiscylliidae
Gene: elac1
Product: elaC ribonuclease Z 1
Exons: 3
Coding region: 8-1126 (372 amino acids)
Cellular component (GO): nucleus
Molecular function (GO): 3'-tRNA processing endoribonuclease activity
Source: RefSeq, a predicted model, not a curated record